CGAUAUCUUUGCAACCCACACACCACCACUCCCCACCACUCCCCACCAUGCGGCUGAUUCUCACCGGAGCCACCGGUCUGGUCGGGUCGUCCGCCCUCAACCAGCUCCUCGCCCUUCCCGCCGACCAACUCUCCCGCCUCUAUAUUUUGAGUCGCAAGCCCGUGCCCUGGGCCGACCACCACCCCAACGUCACGGUCAUCGACCACCAGGACUUCACGACCUAUAGUCCGCAGUUGCUCGACACCCUGAAAGGGGCCACUGGCUGCAUCUGGGCCCUCGGGGUGUCCCAGACGGAAGUCAACAAGGAGGACUAUGUCAAGAUCACCGUGGACUACCCGCUAGCGGCAGCCAAGGCCUUCGCGACCUUGGCUGACUCCUUCAACUUUGUUUAUGUCUCCGGAGAAGGGGUAUGUGUAUUCCGUACCGAUAUGGAUCCAAGGGGGGGGCAACAUGGCAAGCUGACCCGUGAGCCACAGGCGACCCAGACCCCCGGUCUGUUGACCCCGUUCUUUGGCCGGGUCAAGGGGGAGUGCGAGCAGGCCCUCCUCGAGCUGGCACGGGAGCACCCCAGCCUGCAGCCCUACUCGGUCCGGCCGGCCAUGGUGGAUUCCAUCACCGACCCCCGGGUCCGCGAGGCGCUGCUGCAGCGACCGGCGGAGCGCACAGUGGCCCGACGGGUGUUCCGCGGGGUGGUCGAGCGGGCGAUCCGGGGGGUGUAUGCGCCCGCCGUGUCGCCCACCCCGGAGCUGGGCCGGUUCCUGGCCCGCCUGGCCAUGGGCGACGGGGCCCCCCUGGACGGCCACGGCCUCAGCGGGGCCGGACGCAUCAUUUCCAACGUCGCCUUUCGACGGGAGGUGGGUCUGUGAACGCCUAUUGCAUCAUUAUACACCACCCGGGGUGGCGUCCCGGCGUUGUGUACCAUAUAAGUAGUAACUGCAUGACCAGCAUCAGGCUGGCUUUCGGGAUGAAUGGGACUAGGGAAUCCUUUGUAGUACAAA
Messenger RNA from Aspergillus heteromorphus CBS 117.55, 998 nucleotides. RefSeq names its product nucleoside-diphosphate-sugar epimerase. NCBI's taxonomy places the organism in Eukaryota, Fungi, Ascomycota, Eurotiomycetes, Eurotiales, Aspergillaceae. Bases 48 to 866 code for a protein of 272 amino acids. The record is from RefSeq and is a predicted model, not a curated record. The transcript has 2 exons.